This is a messenger RNA of Dichomitus squalens LYAD-421 SS1, 6454 nucleotides long. RefSeq lists its product as uncharacterized. Gene Ontology annotation, molecular function: ATP-dependent chromatin remodeler activity; ATP binding. The transcript is spliced from 15 exons. Bases 53 to 4093 code for a protein of 1346 amino acids. The record is from RefSeq and is a predicted model, not a curated record. NCBI's taxonomy places the organism in Eukaryota, Fungi, Basidiomycota, Agaricomycetes, Polyporales, Polyporaceae.
UCGGCACUUCGUCUCUUUACACGCAUUUUCUGCUGUUAGUUUUGCUUCCGAGAUGGCCUCUCAGUCCAGCUCCAGCACAACUGCGACACAUCCCGCGCGGGCGUAUGCUCAAGCCAACCCUAUCGAUCUCACUCUCGAAGACGACGACGAAGAUAUCCAUGUUGCAGAGCGCAUGCCGAAACGACAAUGCACGAUGUCCAGGUCGUUCAAUGCCCAAUGUUCGAACACUCCGAACACUCCCUCCUCCACAUACAAUCACCAAUCUUCUUCUGGACUCUCCCCUGCUAUGUCUCAUUCCAGUCUCGCACCUCAUACACCGCACGGCGCGUCGGACGCGCCAUCUAGUUCGCGUACACCACAGCUUUCUCCAUCUUCAUCGUACUACCGCGACGACUACCAUAACAAUUCUGUGAACGCGCUCAGAGCGCAGUUCCAGGGUCCCUCGAAUUCGUCGGCUUUCUUCCAGCCAAGACCUCAAGCCCUUCCUCCUUAUAAUCCUUUGGAGCAACCUUCUCCCCCGCUGCCGCAGCAUGCGUCGAAUGGGAGCUCUUCGUCAGGUUCUCAAGCGGCGGUGCGUCAGGUCAUCGACCUCACAGGUUCUCCUUCACCGCCUCCCUCUUCUCGGCCCUCCCAACCACCACCACAGCUUCAGCCUCCACAACAACCUCAGCUAAGUCGUGGAAAUCUUCCCGCCGACCUUCCUCCGAAGACUCCGGUGUGUAUCGGAGUCCUGAAUGCGACCGCACUUGUCCUCUACCCCAUAUCCUACUUAAACCCACCAGACUAUGGCUCGCAAGAUUCCGACUGGGCACCGGUCCGGCUGCAAUACGAACAUGUCGAGAACAAACCAGGCGGGACGCCCGCGACUAUCAAUAUCAGGCCGCCGUCGGUUAGGGGGAUGAAUGGAGAGAUCAUCCCUGCAGAGACAUUCGCCGUGGUGGAACAGAAGGUUGCGACGCAUCUAGGGCCCAUGCUGGGAAAAGGUCUCAUCCGUCUAGAUGCCAAGAUUCGACGAGGGAAUCGCACGCUACCUAUACUCCAAUUGCAAAUGCUAGUCUUCACACCAAAGGGCAACAUUGACGUCGUUUCACAAUACCUCCAUGCCAAUGGUUUGUAUCUAGACCAUCCGACGCUUCCCUCCGACAUACAAUACGUAUCAUCCAGUUACUACUGUAACCCCCAUAAUCCCCCUCCUGGUGGACACUCCCGAGGCGGCCAGGUCCUGAACCGUCCGGGCUAUAUGGCCCCCACAGGAAACAUCCUCAGCAGAUGGAGCGCCCCUGCAGUGGCCGGGAGAAGCGUUGAAGUUCAGCGCAGUCAGGUAGACGAGGUGUUCAAAAGCUUGAAGGGUGGAGACGAGCUCGACGAAGCAGACCCUCCGCCGGAGGUCGCUACGAAAUUGUAUCCGCACCAGCUGAAAGCUUUGACAUUCUUGCUCGCACGAGAACAAGAGCUUGGCGAGGCUGGUUGUCGGCAGACCUCCCUGUGGCAAGAGAGGCUCAAUCCCCUUUCACAGCAGGUUUCUUGGGUCAACAUCGUCACUCAGGCGGAAGAAUUCUCCAAACCGUUCGAAGCGAAAGGUGCCAUUCUCGCGGACGACAUGGGUUUGGGAAAGACGAUUACCUGCGUCUCGUUAAUUGCGGCGACGCUCCGCUCGGCACGCGCCUUUGCUGAGACACCGCUCACACCCCCACCAACGCCGCCUCUUCAAUCAUCGGAUGCGCCCUUGACAGCGUCUCAUUUUCAGGGGAGCGUGUGGGGCAUCCCGCCGCCAUCCAUCGAGUCACACGGUUCGUCGACGAAGGCGAACAAGAAGAUGGCGCGAGAACAGGAUCGAAUCGAGGCGCAGUAUACGCGCGCCUGCAGGAUCAAGAUGAAGAGCCGUGCCACUCUGAUCAUCUGUCCGCUCUCGACGGUGGUGAACUGGGAGGACCAGUUCAAGGAGCACUGGCGCGGUGAAGUCAUCGUGUGCGGGGGUCAGUCGGGCGUCCCCCCAACCGCUAGCCAGCCCUCGACGUCUGGGUUUUCAACGCCAACGCCUACGGGCUUGCAGCUCGACAUAAAGGCGGAGAUGAAGAAGCCUACCGUAGGACGACUGCGCGACGGUCCGCCUCUGCGCGUAUAUGUGUACCAUGGGAAUGCACGUCGUCUGGAGCCGACCUUCUUGGCCGACUUUGACGCUGUCAUCACCACGUAUUCCACGCUUGCGUCUGAGUUCUCCAAGCAGACGAGGAGCGUGGAGGCUGCGGACGAUGAUGAAGAGGACGACGCGGACGGUGUUGGUAGCGAAGGCUUCAUCGAGGUGGAUGGGUCCGGUCAGCCUAUCACGAAGUCCAAGGGUAAGAAGCCGAAGAAGCGAAAGAAGGCCUGUGGUUCUGCGAUCGAGGCGACGAGCCCGUUGCAGAGCAUACACUGGUUCCGCGUUGUCCUAGACGAGGCACAUUCCAUCAAGGAGACGAACACAGUUGGCUGCCGCGCCUCCUGUGAUCUGGUUGCAGACCGUCGUCUCUGCCUAACGGGUACCCCCGUCCAGAACAAACUUGAUGACGUCUAUGCACUGAUCAAGUUCCUUCGUCUGGCGCCGUUCGACGACAAGAACACGUGGAACGAGUUCAUCGGCACUCCGGUCAAGUACGCGCAGCCCCUGGGCGUCGCCCGUCUGCAGACCAUCAUGAAGUGCAUCACGCUCCGUCGGACGAAGGAGUCUCGCGCCGAGGAUGGCAAGAGGAUCCUCUCACUCCCUCCGCGCACUGAUGAGCUUCGAUUGCUCAAGUUUGACCAGCAGGAGCAGGCGAUUUACGACCAAUUCUUCAACGAGUCCAAGGCCGAGUUCCACGAGCUGUCGCACAAGAACGAAGUGAUGAAGAACUACGUCGGCAUACUGCAGAAGAUCCUCCGUCUUCGCCAAAUCUGUGAUCACUUCGAGCUCGUACAGAAUAAGGGCCUCGGGCUUCCCGGUGACGCACCGUCACCAUACGAGGAUAUUGUCGCGACCGUCGCCCGCGAAGGCCUCGACCUUCAGCGGGGAGCGAUGAUCUUUGCCUUGCUGAGGGAAGCCGGUACGACGCAGUGUGUCGAGUGUCAGUGCGAGCUAUCCGCGUCUAUGGAUGCCAACAACGAGGGCCUUGCUGAAGUCGACGCUCCCGCUGCCCCAGCGAAGCGCGGGCGGAAGCCCAAGGCUUCGGCGUCGACUUCUCGUACAUCGACACGCCAGAACAGCCCUUCUGCUCCCCAGCCAGUCCUGACACGAUGUCAGCACCUCUUCUGUGCUGGCUGUUUCCGCGCCUCGACCUUCCCCGGUUGGCCAAACGUCCAGUCGGACGUGCACAGAGCUUGUAGUAUCUGCCAGACUGCGCUGCUUCCGAGCGAUGCCGUACAACUCAAUAUCGACCUUGCGAUGCUGGAAAAUGUCUUCUCGGGCGGUACGAAGAAGAAGGCAGCGAAGAAAGAGAAGCGGCAGAAGGGCAUCGCUCUCGAGGACUUCCAUCCGUCCACCAAGGUCCGCGCGCUUCUAGGAGACCUGAUCCAUUUCUCUAAGGCGAACCCGUACUCGGCCAACUACGAUCCGAGCUCGAUCGAAGUGCAGAUGGUCGAUGGCGAUGGGAACUGCUUGGACGACGGUGUCACGAAGACUGUUGUGUUCUCCCAGUGGACCAGUAUGCUCGACAAGGUGGAGGAUGCUCUUGAGAUUGCCAACAUCCGUUACGACCGUCUCGACGGUACCAUGAAGCGAGAUGAACGCACCCGGGCCAUGGAGGCGCUGAAGCACGAUCCGAGCUGCGAGGUCCUCCUGGUCAGUCUGAAGGCUGGUGGCGUCGGUCUCAACCUCACCGCGGCUCAACGCGUCUACUUGAUGGAUCCUUACUGGAACCCUGCCGUCGAGAAUCAAGCCGUAGACCGUAUCCAUCGACUUGGUCAGACGCGACCCGUCACCACGGUGAAGUUGAUUAUUGAGAACACCAUCGAGGCUCGGCUGCUAGAGGUCCAGAAGAAGAAGACGGAGCUGGCGAAUAUUACGCUCGGCCCGCCAAUGAGCAAGUCCGACCUCCAGGCUCGUCGGAUGGAGGAGCUCCAGCAGCUCUUUGCAGCGUAACUUAUACUUCCUCUUCGCAUCUCUUACGCUAUUGCAUUAUAGACUCUUGUUUAUUUUACUACUGUAUUGUCUGUCUAACUUCUUUCUUGGCGUUGCUUGUCGCUAUGUUUUCUUGCUGUCGGCUUUUGGCACUGGCGCUCCUCGAACAUCGAUUCGCAGAGUUAGUGAGCUGCGUUCGCCAUGUAUUCCUGCGUAUCGUAGUGUCUACUAGAAUGCAAAGUGUGCAGCGCUUUUGCGCCGUCCUAAAGUAUACACGAGGAUCUGGGCAACGAAGAGUCCGAUGGUGACACCAAUUGCCACCUGAAUCAUCCGAAUUCCAAGUUCGAAACUCCCGGAAUACCGUGCCGCAGAGCUGCUGUAAGGUUGGAUGAGGCCUCCGCCAUUACCGAUAGCCGACGGCACAAGAAACAAGACCCCAGUAACCAUGGACGUAAACGCUGUACCCCCGACAAUGCGGGAAUACGCAUUCCCGCACAAGCUUAUGACGAAAGCUCCAGACGCAGAUACAAUAUCGCUCCGGUCUGAGAUCAAGUAGUUCGCCGUGCGGUUGGCGGCGUAGGCGACGCAAGAGAAUGCCACCAUAAUCAGGAGCUGGAUGCUGCGGAUGGCCUGGAGGUUUGCGAUAGAAGAGAAUAUGGAGUAGAUCGGUACAAGGAAGAGCAUUGUCCACCACGGGAAGGGCUGUCUCCAAAAAGGCCAGUUUGGAUUCCGGUAGCAACCUUUGAUGAUAUGGCUGUGACCAGAGUCCUCAGUUUCUACGAAUGUAAAAACUGCGCCUAGGUUGGUGAUUGGAAGCGAGUCGUUGGCGUUGAGAAUAAAGCCGUGCAAAACCUCCGCAUCGAGGAGACUUGUGGCGGCCAACUGUCGACGCGCUUUCGGAUUGACAAGAAGGUAGAAGUCGGAGCCAAUGGUCAAACCAAAGCCGAGGAACAGGGUGUAUAUGAUGGCGUAAACCAUUCGUACGGAGCCGCAUAGAAUAUUCCUCGAUGUCAGCUCUAGUGCCGCGAUCAGAAUGGUGAAUCCCGGCAGGAUGAGGACGACGCCAGCGGAGGAUAUCGCGCUGUAGCAAAAGAUGUUCCCUGGAAUCGUUCCGAGCGCCCGAGCGAGGAAUGAGACGACGAUGGAGACAGAUAUUUCAUAGACAUUCGCAUAGAUGGUGCUCUUCGCGGCUGCGUUCAGCCCUAGAUACUGCAGCAAGGCCGCGCUCGCCCCGCUCACGAACAUGUCCACGAGGGACCCUCCGAACGAGAGCACGCAGAUGAUCGACGCGCAGAAGAACGCCAGCACACAGCGGGUCCAGAUGCUGUACAGCGGUUUCGCUUUCAGGAUCUCCUUGAGCUGUUCGCUUCCCUCGGUCGCCCCGAUCUUGUCGUGCAGGACGUCACGGUAGACGUGAUGAACCUGGUGCAGCUUCGUGAGCGCCACGCGUCCACCAGCGCGAACAAAGUGCGUCUCGGAGGUGUGCGUGUCCGAGUCCAUGAAGCUGACGAUGAUGAGGUUUGGAAGAUGGACAAAGGCGACCUUGACGUCCAGGAUCGCCCCUGCCGCGUGUAGCUGGGACUCGAUGCGGUGGGAGGGUGCCCCGAGGAAGAGCAGGACCUUCGCAAGGCGCAAAAUGAACUUCUGUCUUGCCACAUAAUCUUCAACAUGAUGCACGAUCUGCGACCGCCUCCUCUUGCGGAGCGCCUGGCACCUUUCGGCGUAGCUCAGCCGCCUCCCCGCUGUCGAGCUCUCCGCGUCUUUGUCCUUCUCGUCCUGCUCAUAUAGAGAAGCCACGGACAUGGCCCUCAGCUUACCGAUGCCCCCACUCACACUCACAGGACGCCCUAUACCGUGCCGCAGGCCAUACUGAAGGAGCUCCGCGACGACCCCGGACCCGCCACCGCUCCCUCGUCGGCGUCUGUCCCGACCACCCUCCUCCGCCGAACUGAGCGUGCGCUCGACUGGCCCGGGAAAUGAUGAACUCGAGUCCAUAGUAGAUGUUCUCCGCGGAAGCGGCGCCCGGCGAGGAACGGGCCUGGACGUUUCAGCGUUGCGGGACGGACCCGAGCCUGACGGCCGAGGUCCUCGGGACGGGCUAGAAGCGGAAGAACGACCGCCGCGGCCGCCGCUCGUGUCAUGACUGUUUCUAAGCUGUCCAGCAACUUCUGCGAGUUUCCUCGGGUGAGGCGUUGGGUAUUCGCGGUAUGCCCUCGGUGGGGACGAGCUGCUCUGACUCUGACGGAUGUCAUUGUUGAGAGUAGCUGCCGAUGACGACCAGCGGUUGGACUCCUUGCGAGGAGGCGGCGGCAUAGCAGCAGCAAUCUCUGUGCUACUAUCUGACGGUAUGAGUUGACAAGAGGCGUACGGAAGACCAGCUUU